Messenger RNA from Alligator sinensis (Chinese alligator), 2961 nucleotides. RefSeq names its product fibrous sheath interacting protein 1 (gene FSIP1). Lineage: Eukaryota; Metazoa; Chordata; Crocodylia; Alligatoridae. The transcript is spliced from 15 exons. The record is from RefSeq and is a predicted model, not a curated record. Bases 1089 to 2927 code for a protein of 612 amino acids.
AGCUCCCUUACUCGCAUCUGCUUCCCUUGGCCCCUCCCCCGGAACUGAAUUACUGUGUCGUGAAAUGAUGCAUGUCUAAAAAGUGUGUCACCAACAUGAAAAGUUUGGAAAGCUCUGCCCUACACCCUCGCCCGGUCCAUCGGGUGAUAAUUCAGUUGUCUCCGCAGUCUGCCUUCGAGCAGUGCAAAAAAGAUAAUCCUUGGGUCUCUAGGUCUGGCCAAUCAGUAUCCUGAUGGGCCCGGUUGUGCCUCGGCUGGCUGGAACCUGGCGCAGACCUGCCAGUAAUCCUAGCCAGUCUUUUUCUUGGCUUAUUGUCCUGAUAGUUGUAAACACACUAUCUGGGGCGACUUUCCUCUCACCCUGAUGUAAACGAGAACAGAAAAACAAACUGGCACUUCUUCUGCCCUUAUAGUCCCAACUUUGUGGUACCCUUUUUCUUCAGCCUUGCUAUUAGGAUCUUUGCGGUACCUUCUAACUGCCUCUCCGCAGGUGCAGCUUCUGUUUCUCUCCCGGCCAUUCCUUCAGGGCUCUCUUCCCACCACAGAGUUGCUUCCCUCAGCCCGAGCUCCCUUGCUUCCUCAGCACCUCCGCCUCUCCCUGCCGCCGCCGCUGCGCGAGUCAGUCUCUUCCGGUUUCCUGUGUCCCCCUUUUGCCUGCUCGGCGUCUCCUCUCCUUUUCCCCUGGCGUUGCGGCUGACUCCCCUCCCCUCUCCUCUCCUCUCCUCUCCUCCUGCAACACCGGGUGAGGAAGGAGCCCUGUGGUCGUCUUCGCAGUACAGAACUUUCUGGUUUAUUGUGGAACAAAACUGAUCUUUUACAAGAAAGGAAGAAAGAAAAUGGCAUCCUUCUCAUGCUCUGGUUACAGUGUAAACUUCACUCUGUUGGAGAACUCUGUACAUCUCGGAGUAAACCUGGCGGACUGAUCACCCACCAGUGACUCCCCGUCGCCGACCUACCGACGUAGCCCCCGCUCUGCAUGCUCGUUAAGCCGUUCACGGACAUCUCAUUUCGUUCUCAGAAAGCUUUCCUCUUGUUCGGUUUGCAACUUGUUCGGUUUCUUCCUGUGCUGUAUACACCGACGGUACCACAAUGGAUAUUACAAGAGGAAACCUAGAUGAAAUUUCGAGGCCUGCCUCUAGCUCCAGAGCUCAUCUUGGUAGCCGAGCUUCAAGUGCAUCUUUGGAGGUGUUAACACCAGAGCCAUGCUUAUCAAAGGUGGAUUAUCAAGGUGAUUUGGAUAGUGAUCAUAAACAAGACAAUUCAGGAAAGAGCAGUCCAGAAGAAAACCAGUAUGAUAGUAGAGUGAAAUAUAAAACCCAGAAAAUGAGUACAUUGCAACAAACCAUGGAGGAGGAAACUACCUGCAUUUUCCAGCAGAUGCAGAAUUCUGAGUUGUCAGAAUACAUUUCUAGUUCAGAUUCUGGAGAGGAUUGUGUUGAAACUGAGCCUCCCAAUUUAAAUAAAGCUUCUCAAGAGCAGUCAUCUAAUGUAAAAGAAGAACUUUCUGAAGAAAAAGAUGUGGAUCCUAAGAUUGAAGAAGCUAUAAGAAAGAUGAAUAAACUGGACAAGAUAUUGGCAAAGAAACAAUCUCAAGAGAGAACAAUUAAAAAACAAGGCAGAGAAAUGAGGACAAAACUCUGGGAAGAACUUCAGUGUGUAAUCACUCUCAGUGCUUCAGGAAGUCAUGAGGAGAUAGAAAAUACAAAUACAUUUCUAGCUUUAACCUCAUCUUUGCAUGAGAGAGCUGACUGUCAAAAUGAAAUGGAAACCGGUGGCUUGUUCAAUAAAGCAGAAAAAUCACACUAUGGAAGUGACACCAAAAUUAAAAAAAAUCAGAAUUUUAUUAAAAAGAACAUUGAGUUGGCAAAGGAUUCAGGGAACCAAGUGGUUAUGCUUGAGGAAGAGAAGAAGAGGUUAAUUGAAUUAUUGAAAGAUACAGAAGAUGGAAAUGAACUUCAGGACACUGAGGAGGAUACAUCUGGUUGGCUAGUAGCUGGAGAAGGGUACACACCUGAACCAAUGGAAUUUCAUCACCUAAAUGAAAUAGAUGCUAAACUCCAAAUAAUAGUUUCUAAUGGGGAUUUCUCCGCAAUUCAUAGCUCCUGUUCUAAAGUUCCAAGCCAGAUUUAUCAGGAAUCUCUGGCUUAUACAAAUAGAAAUCUGGAAGCAGCCCCAGGUGAGAAGGUUCUACGAGAUGCUAAGGAACAACGUGAUCAACAAAUCCGGCUGAAAGAAAUAGAUCAACAGUUAAAAAACCUGCUGGGAAAUCUUCCUGAAGAGCUACCUUGUCUCUCUGAAGAACAGCUCAAGACCCUUCUGGAAGAAUGUAUGCAGUCUCAGAGAACAAUAAGCAAUGUUCCCAUGUCAAAAUCUCAGGAAUUGCUUUCUGAUGAAAAUUUUUUCUCAUGUUACACAACUCAAGAUGUUACCCUUCUCUCAAUGUCCACUCUUUCUAAUCCGUUGGGUGAAACCCAUAGUGUAAGGAUGUCAGCAGAUCAGGAGAAUGCUGGACUUGAGGACAAAAAUGAACACAAUUGUGCAGAGAAUGAAUCCCCAGGCUUCUGUCUCACCAAAGCAAUAGCUGAUAGUAAUUUAUCAAAGGAUUUGGUGGUCCAAACAGAAGAACCUAAUGACUUAGAAAGUCUACAGGAGAUUGCAGAUAAGAAUACUGCUGAAGGUUACUUUAUGUCAAGAGCACUCAGCACAAAAAGCCUGAAAAAACCUUUCUUGGAUGAACCAUUUUAUGGCAUCAGUGUGAACAAUGAGCUAUCCACAGAGACUGACAUUCCCAGCAUACCAUUGCAAACCAAAGGAGGAAAGAUACUGGAGCAUGAAAAAGCAACCCUACAAGAUCUCCUUUUUGUUUUCCUUCUCAAGAGAAAUAACGAAGUGACAAAUAUGAGGAUGAAAGAUUGGAGAAGAACAUAAGAUAAGUCAGGAAGCCAGUAUCUUUCUUUGCAGA